UGCAAUCCCCAAGUUUCAACUCGUCCUCUGUUCUUGAAAAUUUUCUCCAGUCUCUCUGAUCUUCCACAUUAUCAUUUCUUUCCCACAUGAGCUUUGAUCCUUUGUAACAUUCUUCACAGGCGAAUCUGAAGACGAUCGAUGGAGUGGGCGACGGUGCAGCAUCUGGAUCUCCGGCAUGUCGGUCGCAGUUCCAAAUCCCUGCAGCCUCACGCCGCCGCAUUCCACCCCACUCAGGCACUCAUUGCUGCUGCCGUUGGGAGCUACAUCAUCGAAUUUGAUGCAUACACGGGAAGCAAGAUGUCUUCUAUUGACAUUGGUGCUCCAGUUGUCCGAAUGUCCUAUAGUCCGACGAGUGGUCAUACCGUGAUUGCUAUUUUAGAGGAUUGUACAAUUCGGUCCUGUGAUUUUGACAGUGAGCAGACAUGUGUGUUGCAUUCACCUGAAAGGAGGACAGAGCAAAUUUCUUCUGACACAGAAGUUCAUCUCGCCUUGACCCCUCUUCAACCAGUUGUCUUUUUUGGUUUCCACCGCAGGAUGAGUGUGACAGUUGUCGGAACUGUUGAAGGUGGGAGGGCACCUACAAAAAUAAAGACAGACCUGAAGAAACCAAUUGUCAAUCUUGCUUGCCAUCCUCGUCUUCCUGUGUUGUAUGUAGCUUAUGCAGAUGGUUUGAUUCGAGCCUACAACAUUCAUACUUAUGCAGUUCAUUACACACUACAACUUGAUAACACCAUUAAGCUCAUUGGUGCCGGUGCAUUUGCAUUUCAUCCAACAUUGGAAUGGGUUUUUGUUGGUGAUAGACGGGGAACACUUUUGGCAUGGGAUGUGUCGACUCAGAUACCUAGUAUGAUUGGAAUUACACAAGUGGGUUCCCAACCAAUCACUUCGGUUGCUUGGCUCCCAAUGUUGAGGUUACUUGUCACUGUGUCGAAGGAUGGAACACUUCAAGUAUGGAAAACGCGAGUGAUACUUAAUCCCAAUAGACCUCCUAUGCAAGCAAAUUUUUUUGAGCCUGCUGCAAUUGAGUCCAUUGAUAUCCCUCGAAUUCUGUCUCAGCAGGGGGGGGAGGCUGUUUAUCCCCUACCACAAAUUAAAUUGUUUGAGGCUCACCCAAAACUGAAUUUAGCAACAUUACUGUUUACAAGUGUGACAGGUGGAGAUAAUCUGAAAAACAGAGCUGCAUACACUAGGGAAGGAAGAAAGCAACUCUUUGCGGUUUUGCAAAGUGCAAGGGGGUCUUCAGCGUCUGUUUUGAAGGAAAAGCUUUCAUCCCUUGGUGCAUCUGGAAUUUUAGCUGAUCAUCAACUUCAAACACAACUGCAGGAGCAUCAUUCAAAAGGCCAAAGUCACCUUACAAUAUCAGACAUUGCACGGAAGGCUUUUCUUUACAGUCAUUUUAUGGAAGGUCAUGCUCGAUUUGCUCCAAUAUCUCGGUUGCCUCUCAUUACUAUUUUGGAUGCUAAGCAUCAUCUGAAAGACACUCCUGUUUGUCAGCCAUUUCAUUUAGAGCUGAAUUUCUUCAAUAAAGAGAAUCGAGUUCUUCAUUAUCCUGUCAGGGCUUUUUAUAUAGACGCUGUAAACCUUACAACCUAUAAUCUCUGUUCUGGAGUGGAAAAUACUUACAAAAAGCUUUACACUUCGAUACCUGGAAACAUAGAAUUCUACCCAAAGUACAUGGUUUACAGUAAAAAGCAACAUCUGUUUCUUGUAGUUUAUGAGUUCAGUGGUGCCACAAAUGAAGUGGUUCUUUAUUGGGAAAAUACCGAUUCUCUGACAGCCAAUAGCAAAUCAAGCACAGUCAAAGGUCGAGAUGCUGCAUUUAUUGGCCCUAAUGAAAAUCAGUUUGCAAUUCUUGAUGAGGAUAAGACCGGGCUUGCUUUAUAUAUAUUGCCAGGAAUGGAUGCAAAAGAUGUUAAUGAAAAGAAUGGAGCAGUUGAACAUGAUCUUUCUGAGGAUACCAAAGUUGGUUCGGUUAAGGGUCCGCUGCAGUUCUUGUUUGAAACUGAAGUUGAUCGUAUCUUUUCUACUCCACUAGAAUCAACUAUGUUAUUUGCUUCUCAUGGGGAUCAGAUUGGCUUGGCAAAACUUGUUCAAGGAUAUCGUCUUUCAACUGCCGAUGGUCAUUAUAUAUCAACAAAAGCAGAAGGAAAAAAGUCAAUCAAGUUGAAAGUAAAUGAGACUGUACUACAGGUUCACUGGCAAGAAACUCUCAGAGGAUAUGUUGCAGGAAUAUUAACUACUCAAAGGGUGCUUAUUGUUUCAGCAGACCUAGAUAUACUGGCUAGCAGUUCUGCAAAAUUUGAUAAAGGACUUCCUCCAUUUAGAUCCCUUCUCUGGGUUGGGCCUGCACUUCUGUUUUCUACUGCCUCUGCUGUCAGCAUGCUUGGCUGGGAUGGAAAAGUGAGGACAAUUCUGUCCAUUAGUAUGCCCUGUUCAGUAUUGGUUGGUGCUCUGAACGAUCGGUUGUUGCUCGCAAACCCAACAGACAUAAAUCCCAGACAAAAGAAGGGGGUUGAGAUAAAGAGCUGCCUUGUUGGUCUUCUUGAACCUCUUCUUAUUGGCUUUGCCACAAUGCAACAAAACUUUGAACAGAAGCUUGACCUUUCAGAAACACUGUACCAAAUUACAUCAAGGUUUGACAGUUUGCGCAUUACUCCAAGGUCUCUUGAUAUUCUUGCUAGAGGUUCCCCAGUUUGUGGAGAUCUUGCUGUAUCAUUAUCCCAAGCAGGCCCGCAGUUCACUCAGGUGUUGCGCGGAAUCUAUGCAAUCAAAGCUCUCCGAUUUUCCACUGCUUUGUCUGUCUUAAAGGAUGAGUUUUUGCGUUCAAGAGAUUAUCCACGAUGCCCUCCAACUUCUCAUUUAUUUCACCGGUUUCGCCAGUUGGGAUAUGCCUGUAUCAGGUAUGGUCAAUUUGACAGUGCGAAAGAAACAUUCGAAGCUAUAUCGGACUUCGAAAGCAUGCUUGACUUAUUCAUUUGCCAUCUCAACCCUAGUGCAAUGCGACGUCUUGCUCAGAGAUUGGAAGAGGAGGGCACUGAUUCAGAGUUGAGGCGAUAUUGUGAAAGGAUUUUAAGAGUGCGCUCUACUGGGUGGACACAAGGCAUUUUUGCCAAUUUUGCUGCUGAGAGUAUGGUUCCAAAAGGGCCAGAAUGGGGUGGCGGGAAUUGGGAAAUCAAGACGCCCACCAACUUGAAGAGUAUACCCCAGUGGGAGUUGGCCGCAGAGGUGAUGCCUUACAUGAAGACUGAUGAUGGUACCAUCCCAUCCAUUGUGACAGACCAUAUCGGUGUCUAUUUGGGUUUAAUUAAAGGAAGGGGAAAUGUUGUUGAAGUAAGGGAAGAUAGUUUGGUCAAGGCGUUUAAGCCUGCAGGUAGCAAUGCUGUGGCAAAUGGACUCCCCCCAUCUUUUGCAACGUCUAUACCUAACAAGUCCCAGGGGUUGCAUGAUGGUGUUUCCAAGGGUGUUUCCUUAAUGGGUCUAGAAACCCUUACUAAGCAAAUGCCAGGUUCCAGCGCUGCAGAUGAACAGGCAAAAGCUGAAGAAGAAUUUAAGAAAUCACUGUAUGGCACUGCUGCUGAUGGUAGCAGCAGUGAUGAGGAGGGAACUUCAAAAGCUAACAAAAUACACAUAAGAAUCCGAGACAAACCAAUUGCACCUACUACAGUGGAUGUUAAUAAGAUCAAAGAAGCGACAAAGCAGUUCAAACUUGGUGAAGGACUGGGCCUAUCAAUGGGUAGGACCAAGUCAUUAACUGGUGGAUCCCAAAACCUUGGCCUGAAUAUUCCCCAAGCUACUGCAACAACUGGAAAUGUAACUGCUCCCGCAGUUUCUGCCCCUGUUGAUCCUUUUGGAACUGACUCGUUAACACAAACUGCACCUGCAGCACAACCUGCUUCUAUGGCUACUAAUGCUGCUGGAGUUACAGUUGGGCCAAUCCCAGAGGACUUUUUCCAGAAUACAAUAUCAUCCUUGCAGGUUGCAGCCUCUCUGCCUCCCCCUGGGACAUUUCUGUCAAGAUUGGAUCAGAAUUCUCAAGGGGUUGAAAGCAGCAAGGUUACUCCUACCCAGGUUAGUGCUCCUGUAGCUGAUAUUGGUCUACCUGAUGGCGGUGUACCUCCUCAAGCACCUCAGCAACCUGUUUCAACUGAGUCCAUUGGACUUCCAGAUGGUGGCAUCCCACCACAGUCCACUCAGACUCAGCAUGCUGUCCUGGCACAAUCCCAGGUUCAGGUAGCUCAGGCCCCGGUGUCCACCCAGCCCCUUGAUCUUAGCUUGCUUGAAGGUCCUGGUUCAGUAAAUUCAGGAAAACCUUCUGCACGUCCAGCUUCUCCUCCAUCAUCCGUGCGUCCUGGACAGGUUCCUCGUGGGGCUGCUGCUUCAGUUUGUUUCAAGACUGGACUUGCUCACCUUGAGCAGAAUCAACUUCCAGAUGCAUUAUCCUGCUUUGAUGAAGCUUUUCUGGCACUCGCCAAGGAUCAAUCUCGUGGAGCUGACAUUAGAGCUCAAGCCACAAUCUGUGCUCAGUAUAAGAUUGCAGUUGCUCUUCUUCAGGAAAUUGGCCGACUGCAGAGAGUCCAAGGCCCCAGUGCCAUCAGUGCAAAAGAUGAGAUGGCAAGACUAUCACGCCAUCUUGGUUCAUUACCUCUUUUGGCAAAGCACCGGAUAAACUGCAUUCGAACUGCCAUUAAACGGAACAUGGAGGUACAGAAUUAUGCAUAUUCCAAGCAGAUGCUUGAGCUCCUCCUAUCUAAAGCACCUUCGGGCAAACAAGAUGAGUUGAGAAGCCUGAUUGACAUGUGUGUUCAAAGGGGUUUGUCCAACAAGUCCAUCGAUCCUAUGGAAGAUCCCUCCCAAUUCUGUGCUGCGACACUCAGCCGUCUGUCAACUAUUGGAUAUGAUGUUUGCGACCUCUGCGGGGCCAAAUUCUCAGCCCUUUCAACUCCUGGCUGCAUUAUCUGUGGUAUGGGUAGUAUUAAAAGGUCAGAUGCACUCGCAGGACCUGGACCUGUUCCUUCACCAUUCGGCUGACAACAGAUGAACUCGUCGUACCAAAUGAUUUACUUCUACCAUAGGGCAAUUUUGUUAAUGUCGUAGAGUUCACAACGCCCCUCCUCUCCAACGAAGCCACUGCAACCAGAAAUUACCUUUGGAGAACCGUUCGCAUGAUGUCAAGUUAUAGUGGGGAAAAAAUAGCAGUGCUCAUUAGGUGUAUAGCGUGUUAUUAUUGUGGUUGUUGUGUUUGAUGAGUAAUUUUGUUUCUUCUUUUAUUAUGUUUUUAAAGACUUCACAACACGUUUUCAGUUGUGAUUUGAUUAUUGUUUCGAUAUACCUCCCUAUUUGGGUUGGCAUCGACUAUUGUUUAUAUUAUGUACCUGGGGUUCACUGUUUC
Messenger RNA from Cornus florida, 5389 nucleotides. RefSeq lists its product as uncharacterized. The transcript has 25 exons. Gene Ontology annotation, cellular component: autophagosome membrane. The record is from RefSeq and is a predicted model, not a curated record. Bases 139 to 5028 code for a protein of 1629 amino acids. Gene Ontology annotation, molecular function: protein binding. NCBI's taxonomy places the organism in Eukaryota, Viridiplantae, Streptophyta, Magnoliopsida, Cornales, Cornaceae. Gene Ontology annotation, biological process: autophagosome assembly.